Candidula unifasciata is the source of this 993-nucleotide messenger RNA. The record is from the annotation of a GenBank genome assembly. Lineage: Eukaryota; Metazoa; Mollusca; Gastropoda; Stylommatophora; Geomitridae.
AUGGGUGCCAAAUGUAAAGGAUGCGGUAGCUGCAUUCUUUUCAUCGUGACCACCAUUGUUGUUUACAAACUCUCACUUCCGGUAUUCCUGGAGAACUUUGACCCGGAAGGAGAUGUCCCCAGUGACACCAGACAUCUCCCGAAAGCUGACAGGACCUACAGCGGCAGGCACAUCCUGUGCCACAAGUUCGAGGGCGGCCUUGGCAGUUUGCUCUUUCAAUACGCAGCCCUGCUGGGCAUCUCCCAGAAUGAGAACAGGAUACUCGUGGGCAACGGUGACCUCAGUCUGCAGACGAUCCUCAAAGGAACCAAGUUCAAGGUUGAAAAGAGCCAGUGUAGGAGUGUCGUACAUGUCAAGGAGAUUGCCUGUUGCAGAUUCGAUGAGAAGCUGACCAACUUGGACCGAGGUAAAAACUACGAGAUUGAAGGCGUCCUCAAUUCCUGGAAAUAUUUCAAAGAUCACAUUGAGGAUAUUCGUAAGGCAAUCGUCUUAGAGGAUACAGUUGUCCAUAAGGCUAAGUACAUCAUACAACGUGCCUUGGAAGCCCACAACCACUCAGCCGCAAACUCUGCCGGGGUGGGCAUGCACGUCAGGAGAGGGGACAAGCUGCACUGGAGUGCUGUAGACCUUGGCUACCGGGUAGCUCCACGGGAAUACUUCAUCCGUGCCAUGAAGUACUUCAGGGACAACGUGAAAGGGGACAUUGUCUUCUUGGUGGUGACCGACGAUCUGCAGUGGUGCCAGGGGAAUCUUCUAGGCCUUCCUGGGGUGAUCCUGACGGGGCAACACGAUCCCGCUGUGGACCUGGCCAUCAUGAGUCUGCUGGAUCACAGUAUUAUCAGUCUGGGGGCCUUUUCCUGGUGGGGGGCCUUCUUGGCUAAGGGAACUGUUGUUUACUACAGGGAUUUUAUUGAUAAGGAUUCUAAAAUUUACCAGCAGUUUGACCCCAAAAUGGAGGAUUACUUUUUGCCAGAAUGGGUUGCACUACCUUGA